AUGGAGAAAAUGUUGGCAGUGUUAUCUUGCACUGAGGCACAAAAGGUUCUCUUCGCUACCUUUAAGCUAAUAGGGGAGGCUGAGCGCUGGUGGAAAAUAGUGGAGGAACGACGAGUAGUACCCAUAGAUAUGACUUGGAGUCGAUUUAAGGAGCUUUUCUACGAUUGGUACUUCCCUGCCACCACUAGGGCUGUAAAGGCAGAGGAAUUCUUCCACCUAACUCAGGGGCAACUUACUGGGCAGCAGUACGCUACGAAGUUCAUGGAGCUCUCCCGUUUGGCUCAUUUUAUGGUACAAAGUUUUUCAGAGUUGGUGGAUAGAGCCACCGUGGUAGAAUUGAGUAUACAAAGGAGUGCAGAGAUGGCAGAGCAGAGAAAGAGGCCUAUGCCUCCCAAUUUUUUCGAUGAUGCCAGACAGGGCUCGUGGAAGAGGGACAAAUAUGUUGGGGGACAGAGAUUUGAUAGAGGUGAUCGAGGACAUCAAAGCGAUUCAUCACCUCCCUAUUGUGCUCAUUGUAAGUUAAGACAUUAG
Messenger RNA from Malania oleifera, 531 nucleotides. RefSeq lists its product as uncharacterized. NCBI's taxonomy places the organism in Eukaryota, Viridiplantae, Streptophyta, Magnoliopsida, Santalales, Ximeniaceae. The coding region runs from base 1 to 531 and encodes 176 amino acids. The record is from RefSeq and is a predicted model, not a curated record. The transcript has 2 exons.